AUGGAAGACUCGGACCUGUAUAUGGAAGGGACGUCCCCCCCGGAGGACUCGGUCUACCCGGACAUCGAUGAGACCUUGCAGUACCCGUGGCAAGGCAGCCAGCCGUCUGCAGCGGGAGACGUCCAUGCCUCGGUGAUUGAUCCGCGUUUGUACCGCGAUCUGUUUGCACAGAACGCGCCGGAGGAGGCGGGCCCCGCUUACUCUGAAGAUGAGGACGCCGAUGAAGAGGCCCCUUCAGAAGAGGAACAGACAUAUCUCUAUGACGGAGACGUGACCGACGAUUCGGACUAUGUCUUCGCGGAGGACCAAAGUACCAGUGCGGAGGAGGAAGAUGAGCUGGCAGAAGAUGACGACGACAAUGAUUCAGUUGCCAGACGCCGUCGCCGCCGUGGCGGAGGGCGCUUCUCGGGCCGUUAUGGCGCUCGCGGCGGAAAAGGCAUCAGAAGAGGGCCGCGCAGACCGAUCGAGCCCAGCCCGGAAUUCAAGAUGCUUCAUUCGGAAGCUACCUCGGCCUUCAUUGACGGAGACUACGACCGCGCCAUUGAUCUAGUGAAGCGAGCCAUUCUGAUCAACCCUGAGAUGUUUGCAGCCCACUCACUUCUGUCGGAGAUCUUUCUCGCCCAGGGCCAGAAAGACAAGGCUUUGACGGCUCUGUUCAGCGGAGCCCACACGCGACCGAAAGAUCCCACCGUCUGGGCCAAAGUUGCUCGACUCAUUAUGGAACGCGUGGGGGAGAAUCGCAAAAGUGUCUUGAACGAUGUUAUCUACUGCUACAGCCGUGUGAUCGACAUUGAACCCAGGAACUUCAACAUCCGAUUCCAGCGAGCUGCAAUCUACCGCGAACUGGGGUAUAAUGGCCGGGCCGCUGGCGAAUACGAGCGCAUUCUCAAGGAACGUCCUCACAACGCUCGGGCACUUCGACAUCUUGCAGAGACGUACAUUGAUCUUGAUGAUGUUCAAAAGGCGGUGGAUCACUACGCGGACAGCGUCGAAUAUUUCAUGUCGCACAGCCCAGAGGAAUCCCUCGAUUUCGGCUGGUCCGAUGUCAAUAUCUAUGUCGAGCUCUACAGUUACUUGAACCAGCACCAAGAGGGAUUGACAGCCCUCAAAGGGCUCUCACGAUGGCUGUUGGGCCGCAAGGAUGAUAUUAUGUGGGAGGAUUUUGAUGAAGACGAUCGCGAAUGGGAUUUCGAUGAUUCCCCUCGCCGCAUCAAGACCGAUGGCUAUAUUCCCGGACAAUGGCCGUUGGAGAGCUAUGGACUGGGGCUUCCGCUUGAACUCCGGAUCAAAAUGGGUCUUUUCCGCUUGAAGAUGGGCGAUCAAAAUCAGGACGAAGCAUUGCAUCACUUCGAGUGGUUGAAUCCCGAAGAUACAUCCGAAGGGGCCCGAAUCUUUGACUAUGGUGAUCUUUUCCGAGAAGUUGCCGAUGCCCUGAAAGAAACAGGUGUGUUGGAGGAAGCACUUAGAUACUACGCCCCGAUCCAGCAGACCACGGAGUAUGCGGAUGUCGGUUACUUCAUGGCCAUAGCAGGUUGCUGUAUGGACCUAGGUAAAGUAGAGGACGCGGAACACUACUAUCUCAUAGUCGCCGGGAAUGACGCUACCAACAUGGAGUCACGAGUACAACUCGCGAAGCUCUACGAAAGCCUCGGCAUGAGCGAGCAGGCAUUCAAGUAUGUCAACGAGGCAGUGUUGAUUGGUCGACAAGAAUCCAGGACCCGACGAAAGAGGAAAGACACUCGGCUUGAACAGCUGGCCAUGGAGUUUAGGAUGGCGGAAGCCGGAGAAGCUCUGAAAACACCUGGACUCAAAGCUCCAUCGACAACGUUGACAACAUUGACCGCCGGUAGGGGGCAAGCGGGGAUGGGAGAAGGUAGCCGGACAGAAGACAUUCAGUUCCUGUAUUCGAAGAUGCAGCAACUCGAGCCUCGGAUCAAGGAGGGCGCGGCUGAAGCCAUCGAGGAUUGGCUCGAUAUUGCCGACGCUCUGCUGCGAGAUUUCCGAUCCAACCGAAUCUUCUACCCCAUGCUUCGCAGCAUUACCUUUCAGGGAUAUUCGGUCGAUGCGCACAAGAAAGGGAAAUCUAAGAGCAGGAUGAUGAUGGACGAAAUGCAAGAGAUGGCAGGGCGUCUUCAAGAAUCACUCGGCGAGGUGACAGAUGAGUCCCUACUGGGGGCCAUUCCGACUGACUACCACGGCAUCUCCUUUGACGACUGGCUUGACAUCUUUCUUCAAUAUGCUCUGCUUUCUACGGAGCAGGGCGAGUCGGAGGAAGCGUAUGAAGCAUUGAAUGGUGCGGCCAUGGCCAGUGUCUGGUUGCACAGCCAGCCCAAAACCCGAUUGAUCCAUGUUUGCUGGUUUACAUGUGCGCUCCGGGCUCAAGAUGAAGAAGCUCUGUCCAACGAGGCACGCUGGUUUAUCAAGGAGUACCAGUUCGUCACAGACACCUACCGACUCUUCUCCAUGCUGAGCCACUUGUCCGGCGACCCUCAUCGGUCACUCUUCCAUUCGUCUCCAAACAUGAAAUUCAUGCUCCGCCAGAUCAAAGCGAUGGACUUUACCCUGCCCGACGUCUCCCGGCCUCAGCCGUCACGGCCCUCCAUCUGGAAGGAGCGCGCCGCUCUCUCCACCAAGGACGAGUUCGGCGAACCCAUCCCCGCUAAAGAGCUAGAUAUCGCCCUUCUCGUGCUCUACGGCCACAUCCUCUACUCGGGGAACAGUUUCUACCCAGCGCUAAAUUACUUCUUCCGAGCAUACGCGCUGGACGACCAAAACCCAGCUGUUCUGCUUUCCAUCAGCCUCUGCUACAUCCACCACGCCCUCAAACGACAGUCCGAGAACCGUCACUACCUGAUCAUGCAAGGCCUCUCCUUCAUGCAUGAAUACCGCCUCGUCCGCGAGAAACCGGGGACUCUACUGCAGGAGCGCCAGGAGAUGGAAUUCAACUUCGCCCGUGUCUACCACGCCCUCAGCCUGGUCCAUCUAGCCAUCAAGGAGUAUGAGCUGGUGCUAGUGCUGGGCGAGAAGAUCCAGCGAGAACAACAUCAACAGGAGAGUGGGGAAGACGCAGCCAUGAGCGACGGAACCGGGCCAUCGCAAGCUUACGUCGAGGAUUUCUCGCGCGACGCCGCCUUCGCACUGCAGAAUCUUCACGCUCUCAGUGGCGAUCUCCGCAGUGCACAAGCUGUCACCAACAAGUGGCUCGUUAUCUGA
This is a messenger RNA of Penicillium riverlandense, 3213 nucleotides long. Its product is annotated as tetratricopeptide repeat protein. Gene Ontology annotation, cellular component: transcription factor TFIIIC complex. Bases 1 to 3213 code for a protein of 1070 amino acids. Gene Ontology annotation, biological process: transcription by RNA polymerase III. Lineage: Eukaryota; Fungi; Ascomycota; Eurotiomycetes; Eurotiales; Aspergillaceae. The transcript is spliced from 2 exons. The record is from RefSeq and is a predicted model, not a curated record. Gene Ontology annotation, molecular function: protein binding.